AUGCUUCCUCAGCAAACCCUGGUGACCCUUCUGGGUGGCCUUUCCCUGGCCUUGGCCAAAACUACCACCAAGGAACUGCCUUCUCGUGCGGAGAUCGAGGCUGCUCAGGCGACUGUCCUGCCUUACUCCCCCGUCUCCAAUGUCAAGGGGUUGUCCUUCAAUCGCUUCGUCAACAUUUGGUUGGAAAACACCGACUUCGACGAUGCAGCCAACGACCCGCACCUGUCCAAGCUGGCCGAGAAGGGUCUCCUCCUGAGCAACUACUGGGCCAUCACCCAUCCCUCGGAACCCAACUACUGUGCCUCCGCUGGCGGCGACACCUUCGGCAUGGACAACGACGACUUCAACCAGAUCCCGUCCAACGUGUCCACCAUCGCCGACAUGCUCGACGUCAAGAACAUCGCCUGGGGCGAGUACCAAGAGCACAUGCCGCACCCGGGAUACCAAGGAUACCGGUACCCGGAGAGCGGGCCGAACGACUACGUACGCAAGCACAACCCCAAGAUCCUCUUCAACUCCGUCACCGAAGACGCCACGCGUCUGCGCCAAAUCAAGAACUUCACCAACUUCUACGAGGAUCUCGAGCACCACCGUCUCCCGCAAUACAGCUUCAUCACUCCCAACAUGACUAACGACGCCCACGACACAAACAUCACUUUCGCCGGCUCCUGGACCUACCGGUUCCUCGCGGAGCUGCUCGAGAACGAAUACUUCACCAAGGACACCCUCAUCCUGCUCACCUUCGACGAGAACGACACUUACGAGAUCGGCAACAAGGUCUACAGCUUCCUGGUCGGCGGCGCUGUCCCGGAACAUCUCCGCGGCAAGCAAGACGACACCUUCUACACCCACUACUCCAUCAUCGCCUCCCUGUCCGCCAACUGGGGUCUCCCAUCCCUGGGCCGCUGGGACUGCGGCGCCAACCUGCUCAGCUUCCUGGCCGAGAAGACCGGGUACAAGAACUGGGACGUCGACACGAGUAACCUAUACCUCAACGAGACGCACCCCGGCCCGAUGGCUAGCAAGGCUGGUGCUUCUAAGUGGCCGGUACCGUUGACCCAGGGCCGCUGCUCUGCGGGCCACGGAAUUCUGAACGUGGUGCAGCAGACGUGGAAGAACUUGACGGCUACGUUCAACUACACGAGUCCUGUUCCGUAUGAUUCGGUCAGUGGGAACAACGUGGGAGUGAAGUAUAGUCGUGAACUGAACGGAAAGGUUGAGAGCCAUAUCACGGAGUAG
Aspergillus melleus is the source of this 1239-nucleotide messenger RNA. RefSeq names its product putative acid phosphatase. NCBI's taxonomy places the organism in Eukaryota, Fungi, Ascomycota, Eurotiomycetes, Eurotiales, Aspergillaceae. Gene Ontology annotation, molecular function: hydrolase activity, acting on ester bonds. The transcript has 3 exons. Gene Ontology annotation, biological process: phospholipid catabolic process. Bases 1 to 1239 code for a protein of 412 amino acids. The record is from RefSeq and is a predicted model, not a curated record.